Messenger RNA from Nerophis lumbriciformis (worm pipefish), 1494 nucleotides. NCBI's taxonomy places the organism in Eukaryota, Metazoa, Chordata, Actinopteri, Syngnathiformes, Syngnathidae. The record is from RefSeq and is a predicted model, not a curated record.
AUGGCAGCUGUUGACAUCGACGUGCCGGUUGAUGCCGAGCCUCAACUUCACAAUGCGGGCGACCUGGAACGUCAAGCAGAAGGCUUCAAAGAACAGGGUAAUGCGUUCUACAGCAAGAAAGACUACUCUGAAGCCUUUAAUUAUUACACGAAGGCAAUUGAUACGUGUCCCAAAAAUGCCAGCUAUUAUGGCAACAGGGCAGCCACCUUAAUGAUGCUCUGCCGCUUUAGAGAAGCCCUGGAAGAUUCCCAGCAGGCAGUGCGGCUGGAUGACUGUUUCAUGAAGGGUCAUUUACGUGAGGGCAAGUGUCACCUGUCUCUGGGAAACGCCAUGGCUGCCGCUCGCUGCUUCCAGAAGGUUCUGGAUCUGGAGCCCAGCAACAGAGAAGCGCAGCAAGAGAACAAGAAUGCAGAAACUCUGCUGGAAUUUGAGCGACUGGCAGAUUUUGGCUUUGAGAAGCGAGACUUCAGAAAGGUGGUUUAUUGUAUGGACCGGGCCUUGGCUCUGGCAUCUGCCUGCCACCGCUUCAAAAUCCUCAAGGCUGAGUGUCUGGCGCUCCUCGGACGUUAUCCUGAAGCUCAGUCUGUCGCCAGUGAUAUCUUAAGAAUGGACUCCACCAACGCAGACGCACUUUACGUCCGAGGCUUGUGUCUUUACUACGAAGACUGCAUUGACAAGGCCGUGCAGUUUUUUGUGCAGGCUCUGCGCAUGGCGCCGGACCAUGAAAAGGCCCGGCUUGCCUGCAGGAAUGCCAAAGCAUUAAAAGCCAAGAAGGAGGAAGGAAACCUGACAUUUAAGAACAACAGCUAUGAAGCCGCCUAUCAGCUAUAUAGCGAAGCCCUCAGGAUAGACCCGAACAACAUCAAAACCAACGCCAAACUCUACUGCAACAGAGCCGCAGCAGGAGCCAAGAUGAAUAAACAUUGUCAAGCAAUCGAAGACUGCACCAGUGCCAUCAAGCUCGACGACACUUACAUCAAAGCUUACUUGAGAAGAGCACAAUGUUUCAUGGACACAGAGCAGUAUGAAGAAGCUGUACGCGACUACGAGAAAGUGUACCAGACUGAAAAAACAUCAGACCACAAGCACCUGCUGAAGACAGCAAAGUUGGAGCUGAAAAAGAGCAAAAGGAAAGAUUACUACAAAGUGCUAGGAGUCGGGAAGAACGCCACGGACGACGAGAUUAAAAAGGCCUACCGUAAACGCGCCCUAAUGCACCACCCAGACCGCCACAGCGCAGCCACUCCCGAAGUUCAAAAGGAAGAGGAGAAGAAAUUUAAGGAAGUGGGGGAGGCCUUCACUGUUCUGUCAGACCCUAAAAAGAAAACCCGAUACGAUAACGGGCACGACCUCGGUGACGACGGCACCUUUGAUGGGGGAGAUGUCGAUGCAAACAACAUCUUCAGGGCUUUCUUCGGUGGCCCUGGUGGCGGAUUUACUUUUGAAACCAAUGCAGAUUCUGGACCUGGAAAUUUGUUCUUCAAGUUUGGUUAA